AUACAUUUCGAAGACCGAUACCAUAAACCAUCCAUUGAAAAUUCCAAAAGUUAAUUCGAAAUUGACAACGUCUGCUAAAACAAACUCUAAAUAUUUUUGGGGGUCAUAUCGAGCAAAUCUUUAUUUUGGAUUAAAAACACGUUCGCCUAGAUCUCCGGUCGUAGGUCUGAUGUGGAUGAAACAAUUUCCAGAUUCAAGAAAACAGGGGUCUAAUAAAUUACGUCACUGGUGCAAGGAAGAUGAUGAGUUGGUAAAAUAUGGAUGGCUGAGACAUGACGGUUCUAGUUUUGGCAUCCAUGAGGUGGAGGAGGAAGAAUUCAUAUUCAACACAACUUUUGUGAAACGUCAAGUUGGACAUCAUGGUUGGGAGUGGUCUGCAAGAAUAACAGCUUUUUCAACGAACCAAAAUAAUGCUCCUGUGGUAUCAUUUUUUACAUACGCUGCGCUGGAUAAACAAGGAAACCUGUCUUACUUUAAAAAUAAUGGUAAAUCAGCAAUUGUUGGUAGCAGUGAAGAACUUGGAGACUUUCAUAUUUCUUUCAAAACAUCAACCGAUUCCCGAAUAAUAGUGCAUGAUUCUUUUGAAGGUCAUGUAUCUGGAUUGGAUGUUUUAGAUAAGACUCUUUCAGAACAUUUUGUACCUAAACCUUUAGUUGAAAAUAAGGAAUACAUGUCACUUAACGGGACUAAAGAGACGGAUCGUGGAAUAAAUUUUGUUGUUCACCAAAUAACAGCCCAGUUACCACUUAAGUUUGAUAUUAUUUUAAAAUCAAAUAGUGUUCGUUCAGAAAAUAUUCUUCAAGGUGAAAUACUAACUAGAGAGAUAGAAAAACGUUCUGGAGAAUUUGACAAAAAGUUUUCUUCUGUUUUUAAUUUGGAAUCGAAAAAAUACACACUAAAAGCCAUCAACUUUGCAAAAGCAGCACUGAGUAAUAUGCUUGGGAGCAUAAGCUACUUCCAUGGUUCAUCUCGAGUACAAUCUGAAAAGAGCGAAGAAGUUUUAAAGCAUAGGCAAGCUACACUAUAUACGUCUAUACCAUCUAGAUCAAAAUUCCCAAGAGGGUUUCUUUGGAAUGUAGGGUUUGAUCUUCAUUUAAUAACUCUUUGGGAUGCAAAAAUAUCAAAAGAUAUCAUUGCACAUUGGUUAAACUUGAUAAAUGAAGAAGGAUGGAUACCCAGAGAACAGAUACUUGGAGAGGAAGCAGAAGCUAAGGUUCCAUCUGAAUUUAUUGUGCAAAGAAACAACAUUGCAAACCCACCUUCUCUUUUUCUAGCCAUUCAACAUCUUAUUAAAAACAAACAAAAUGUCAAGGUUUUCUUGGAGAUUUUUUUUCCAAAAAUGGAAAAAUGGUUCGAAUGGUUACAAGUAAGUCAAGCUGGAAAAAUACAUACUUCAUUUUAUUGGAGGGGAAGGAAAGGCUUCGCGGAAAUGGAAUUUAUUCCAUACACCUAUGCUUCUGGGUUAGAUGAUUACCCCCGUGCGUCCCAUCCUGACGAAAAUGAGCGUCACCUUGACCUUCGUUGUUGGAUGGCGAUGGCUUCGGGAGUAUUAGCGAACAUUGCAAAAAGGAUUGGAGAGGACUCAAGCGCAUACGAGAAAAUUUAUGAAGAUCUUACUGAUAACGAAUUGUUAGACAGAUUACAUUGGGACUCUAAACAAAAAAUUUUCAGUGAUUAUGGAUUGCAUGCUAAUGACAUCGACAUAUACAGUGAUGAUGGAGUGCUUAUUGAUAACAUAGACAUGUUCAGUCCCACCAGUAAGUUCUAUUAUGUUCAUGCACAUCCAACAUUUAGAUAUACUGGGAUAUUUGGAUACGUUAGCUUAUAUCCUUUGAUGCUAAAAAUUCUUGAUUCAGAUUCUCCUCGAUUGGAAAAAAUGCUGUCAGACCUGAGAAAAGAAGAUUUGUUAUGGACAAAAUAUGGGAUACGGUCAUUAUCUAUAAAGUCAGAAUUUUACAACAAACCAAAUACGUUCACCGACCCUCCGCACUGGAGAGGAGCAAUAUGGAUAAAUAUGAACUACCUAAUUAUCAGUGGACUUCACCACUACUCUCAAGUUCCUGGUCCUUAUCAAAAUCAAGCAAGUAAUAUUUAUACAGAGCUAAGAAAAAAUGUUGUUCAGAACAUUUUCAAACAGUACAAUAAAAGAGGUUAUGUAUUUGAACAAUAUGAUGACAUUACUGGAAUAGGCAAGGGGAGCUACCCUUUUACUGGAUGGUCUGCUCUUGUUGUGAACAUAAUGGCAGAAAAAUACUAAGCUUCUAAGAACAGCAAGGUAAAGAAUAGUAAUAACAUAAAUAUAACGCAACUGAAAACUUAUUGUGAAUUCCUCUUUUCAAUGAAAAUGCAGAAAACCAUUUAAAAUGUGACGAUU
Molecule: messenger RNA, 2374 nt
Organism: Saccostrea cuccullata (small rock oyster)
Lineage: Eukaryota; Metazoa; Mollusca; Bivalvia; Ostreida; Ostreidae
Product: mannosyl-oligosaccharide glucosidase-like
Exons: 2
Coding region: 170-2257 (695 amino acids)
Biological process (GO): protein N-linked glycosylation; oligosaccharide metabolic process
Cellular component (GO): endoplasmic reticulum membrane
Molecular function (GO): Glc3Man9GlcNAc2 oligosaccharide glucosidase activity
Source: RefSeq, a predicted model, not a curated record